UGGUCCGUUGCCAGGAUACAGCACCCAGAAGCUAUCAGACGUUGCUAACAGUCGUUGAUGCAGAUUUACGGAGUUUAUAGCCAAUGUAACGUGUUUAAGAGACUUUUAAAACACACACAAAGGAGACCCAGCAGGAGAAGGAGCACUGAGAGCAGCAUGGAGGAGAACAACGAGACCCCCAGAACUCAGGAACGGAGAAGAAGAAAGCAAACCGAUCCUCACAUCUGUGACCAGUGUAACGAAUCCUUCCCAACAUCUAAUACUUUAAAGAUUCAUCAAUGCAUUCACACUGGAGAUAAAUCCUACAGCUGUGACCAAUGUGGGAAAACUUUAAAUACUCGUGGUGAACUUAAGUCCCAUUAUCGUAUUCACACUGGAGAGAAACCGUACUCGUGUGAAGAGUGUGGGAAAACCUUUGCUCAGAAAGGCAACCUUUCAUCUCAUCAGCGCAUUCAUACUGGAGAGAAACCCUACAGCUGUGACCAGUGUGGGAAAACCUUUGCUCAGAAAGGCAACCUUUCAGCUCAUCAGCGAAUCCACACUGGAGAGAAACCACACAGCUGUGAAGAAUGUGGGAAAACUUUCACUACAUCAAGUAAACUCAAAGACCAUCAACGUAUUCACACGGGAGAGAAACCAUACAGCUGUGAAGAGUGUGGGAAAACGUUCACUAUAUCAAGUCACCUCACAAUCCAUCAUCGUAUUCACACGGGAGAGAAACCAUACAGCUGUGAAGAGUGUGGGAAAACGUUCACUACAUCAGGUGAUCUCCAAAUACAUAGUCGUAUUCACACUGGAGAGAAACCAUACAGCUGUGACCAGUGUGACAGGUCAUUCACUUCAUCAGGUCAUCUUAAGAAGCAUUAUCGUAUUCACACAGGAGAGAAACCAUACUGGUGUGAGCAAUGUGGGAAAACUUUUACUCAAUCAAAUGAUCUCACAAUCCAUCAUCGUAUUCACACAGGAGAGAAACCAUACUGGUGUGAAGAGUGUGGAAAAACGUUCACUACAUCAGGUGAGCUCCAAAUACAUUGUCGUAUUCACACUGGAGAUAAACCAUACAGCUGUGACCAGUGUCGCAAGUCAUUCACUUCAUCAGGUUAUCUUAAGCGCCAUCGUCGUAUUCACACCGGAGAGAAACCCUACUGGUGUGAGCAAUGUGGGAAAACCUUUUCUCAAUUUAGUAAUCUUAAAACCCACAAAUUUACUCACACUGGAGAGAAACCAUACAGCUGUGACGAGUGUGACAAGUCAUUCACUACAUCAGGUCAUCUUAAGAGGCAUCAUCGUAUACAUACUUGAGAUAAGCAAUACUGGUGUGAACAGCGUGGGAAAGCCUUUAUUCAAAUCAGUUCCCCUUUAGAUCCCACCAGCGCACUCACUCUGCAUCCAUCUGAUCCUUUUCUGCGUCAAGCUAGCAUUCCCCCUUCUUUUGUUCAAACGUAAAGCUGACCAACAGUGAGUUUACAUUCUAAUAAAUAUGUUUUUUUAUGGACUACAUUCAGCCCUCCCAAAAUCCUGUUGUCCUUACACACUUAGAAAGUACGAGAGUGCUCUGGUUAAUACAAAUAUUUUUUGAUUAAAACAGCCUUAUACUGUUGCUGCGUUGCUGAAACUAACAAUGAUAUGUCUACCAGGAGCCUGUAAAUGAGACGUUUAGGGAACAUCUGUCAAUAGAAGCAUCUCUUGAUGGUCUACAUAUAUUUCUUAAUACAGUCUUUAUGUAUAAUAUUUCUUAAUCCAUUAUCCGUUAUUUGUGCAGUUGCAAUUUUAGUGAGCAUUGAGUUCAGAAAGGCUCUUGCUAUUUGUUGUCACCCAACAUUCACUGAAUAUUUUUAUUUCACAUUAAUAUUCAAUUGAAAUGUUUGAGUUUGCUUUUUUGCCCCUUUUUAAGUGAACUUUCGAGCAGUUAUGCAGCGUCCACACGGAGGCAAGCGUUGAAGCUUGCCGUUGAGCUUGUCUGAAACUCGACCAACAACCAAUCACAUGAAUCUCACGCCCCAGACACACAAGCUCGCGGUUUGAUUGGCUAGAGCUUGUACUGGCAUAUGAUUGGAUUGGCUGACGCUUCCGCCGAAGCUUCAAAAGUUGAACAUUGCUCAACUUUUGAAGCGAGCAAAGCGAAGCAACGCUCCCACAAUGCAGUUCGGCAAAGCGUGACGUCACCCCAUUCAAAGUGAAUGGGCAGAAGUGUUGAAGCUUCAAUGCACGCCGCUGUGUGGACAGGCCGUAAGACACGUUGGGUUUGAGAAGAGAGACUCUUUGAUUUUUUUUAAACUCUGAUAUAAUCUGAUUUUAUCUCAUGUUCAUUAUUUGACUUCAUUGUACCCAAAAAUGUGAAUAUGAAUUCAAAAAUGAAAUGUGAAUUGUCACAUUGUUCACAGUAAAUGUUGUUUGAAAAAAUAAAAUGUAUUUGAAAAUUCAAGUUUUGACGGGAGUUUUGUGUUAAAAAAGUACAAUAUUUCUCUGGAUAUCUCAUGUCCCUGAAGGCAACAUGACUACAGAAGGCCUGUCACUCAUGUGAAACCCCUCUCAGCUAAGCUCCACCCCCCGAGGCAAUUUUAGGGCCAAAUGUCUGAAACCAAAAAGAUACAAUUCUGCAUCUGAAAAGAAGAAUGACUAAAAUUUCUAAAUAGAAAUAAAAAAGUUACCAAAGAAAUUGCUAAACCAAAUAAAACAUUUCUAAUUACUUAAAAUCACUUUGCAUUAGGUUUUUAUGAAUGGUCUUCAUUUGCUU
Gymnodraco acuticeps is the source of this 2737-nucleotide messenger RNA. Its product is annotated as zinc finger protein OZF-like. The transcript has 3 exons. Lineage: Eukaryota; Metazoa; Chordata; Actinopteri; Perciformes; Bathydraconidae. The record is from RefSeq and is a predicted model, not a curated record. The coding region runs from base 58 to 1302 and encodes 414 amino acids.